UUCCGCAUUUUUCCUCUGUGUAUGAAACGGAGCGCUCGCUGGGUCUACAGUAGGCUACACUAUAAAAAGCCACUAUGGUGCUUACAUUCGCGACAUUCAUCUCAAGACCCCGACUGGGCUGCAUGAUAUCCGGAGGACUAUCUAGUGGAGGUAAACCACCGAACAACUGGAGCUGUGCAGCCCCCAAGCUUGUGAGCUUCUCAUACGCCGAACCCCACAACUGGACGGUGUGGACACUCUCCCCGACGGUCAGACACCCUGCCGACCAUCGAUGGAACACCAAAAAACAGACAUGGACGUCGAGUCCCUGCGGAGGAGCGGCCGCCGCGGCAGCUGCCUGGACGCCUGUCUCGUCAUGUCCGUCGCUUUUCUGUUUGCAGCGGUGACAGCUGUGGCUGCCGGCGGAGCGAUGGUCGCGAUGGACCUGCAGUCCAAAGUGAAACCGCCGCUUCAGCCGCUUGAGUAUGAGAAGUCACAGUUGGCAGGACCCACUGUUUACCCAAGAUACAAGAUGCAGAAUUUUGCCUACCUGAAAGCCAAUUCAAGUGAGUUGAAGAACUCCACCAUGCACUGGGCUCCAGUCUACUAUGGUGCUGGUAUGUCUGUAGGGAGCAACUUCUUGUUUAAUCCAGAGCAACAGUCGCUGAAGCCAGAACGGUCAGGGAUGUACUUCAUGUACAUCGAUCUGAACUUCACCUGCACCUACACGUGCGAGGCAGGCCUCCUCAGCGUAAGUGUGGGCAGUAAGCUCACCUGCGAGGUGGAGCUUCCAGUUUCGAACAGUUCAACACCUGUGAGCAAGAAGUGCUGGGCUGUGACCCAGAUGGAUGGGGAGAAACUGUUUACCCAGAUGACAGUACCAGAAAAAGGACUGCAGCACUGGAAACUGACGCUGGAGACCUCAGGAUUCGGGAUGUUCCUCGUGGACUAAUAUGGACAUUGUAGUGCUACUAACGUCAUCCAGAUAAAGAUGUGCUCAGGACCUGUGGGUCGUACCUAAAGAACAACACUGCUUGUGUUUUCUUCAAGUCGAAGCAGGUGAAAUGGGCAGGCGCUGGCACCAUUUUCAAGACUAAAGGUGUAAGACGAUGCAUCUUAGCAGGAUUUUAAGAUGGGAUCUCAGGAGAAGUUGCAGUUAUGAUAAUGCAAACAGCGCAUGGAAAAGAGCUGACACUCAUCUCAUUCUAUGUCAGUAUGAAAAUGUUACUCUGUAUGUGCUAUAUUUAUUUGGUGAUAUUGAACUAUUUAUGUACUGUAUGUAAUAUUUAUAAUAGUGUUGCUACUUUUUAUAGAAAUGUUAUUGUCAUGUAGAUACCACUACAUUAGUGUUGAUGUGCAAUACACUGCAUUUUUAAGCAGCCUACAUUGGGUUACAUGUGACUUUAUAGCUCUUUUUUUUAAAAAUAAAAAUCUGCGAGCAUAAGGUUGAGGCUUAUAAAAAAGGUAUGAUCAUAAUUCUGUUCCAAAACCCAAACAAGGACUUCAGGGACCUCAUUUAAUUUUACUGUAGUUAAGUGGAGUCAUUAAAUCAUUUCUGAGAAAGGAUGAGUAACAGUAUUGAGUAAGACUAUGCACUUAAAAUAACUUUUGUAGCAACAAGGACCAACAGAAAUGACCCCAUUUCUGAAAACAUGACCUGAAUUACUAAAAUAUCUUUUAUAUGUGCGCUGAAUUGAGAAAAUGUUUUAUAAGUCCUAUGGACAAACUAGACAUGGUUGAAUGUAUUGUAUUGUAAU
This is a messenger RNA of Xiphias gladius (swordfish), 1736 nucleotides long. RefSeq lists its product as uncharacterized. The record is from RefSeq and is a predicted model, not a curated record. Bases 272 to 931 code for a protein of 219 amino acids. Gene Ontology annotation, cellular component: plasma membrane. Gene Ontology annotation, biological process: positive regulation of cytotoxic T cell differentiation; positive regulation of activated T cell proliferation; immune response. NCBI's taxonomy places the organism in Eukaryota, Metazoa, Chordata, Actinopteri, Istiophoriformes, Xiphiidae. Gene Ontology annotation, molecular function: tumor necrosis factor receptor binding. The transcript is spliced from 3 exons.